Molecule: messenger RNA, 711 nt
Organism: Thyridium curvatum
Lineage: Eukaryota; Fungi; Ascomycota; Sordariomycetes; Thyridiales; Thyridiaceae
Exons: 2
Coding region: 1-711 (236 amino acids)
Source: RefSeq, a predicted model, not a curated record
AUGCUGUGUCAAUUGGCCUUGUUUGCUCUCGCUCUCGCGCCGUUCUCGGUCGCGCAAGUCGCCGAUGAUUUUGAGAAAGGAUGGGACCAGACGGCCUGGCCCACCUACGCUCCCGACUGCAACCAGGGCGGCAAGGUCACCCUAGACAGCUCCACUGCACACAGCGGCAAGAACUCGAUGAGGGUUGAUGGAGCCGGAGGCUACUGCGGACACGUCUUCUUUGGCACGACCAAAGUGCCCAGCGGUGACGUCUAUGUAAGGGCUUGGGUGAAGGCGUCGAGGGCCCUCACAGACUCUCACGUCUCUUUCAUCACUAUGCCCGACUCUGCGCAGGGAAGCAAGAAGCACCUCAGAAUCGGUGGCCAAAGCAGGAUUCUGAUGUACAACCGCGAGUCGGAUGAUGCAACUCUUCCCGACCUGUCUCCGCAAGGUAUUGCCUCUUCCAAGGCCCUUCCCACCGGAUCGUGGCAAUGCUUCGAGUACCAUCUGGGCCCAGACGGCACGGUCGAGACAUGGCUGAAUGGGGAUGCCAUUGCUGGCCUCACCAGCAAGGCGGGUACCGCCAACCCCAAUGCAGCCCAGUGGCAGAGGAGCAGCAUCAAGCCCAAGGUCACGGCCAUUUACUUUGGCUGGGAAUCCUACGGCGGGGACUCCAACACCUUUUGGUAUGACGACAUUGCCGUCAGCUCGACCCGCGUGGGAUGCACUUGA